This is a messenger RNA of Cyphellophora attinorum, 1731 nucleotides long. RefSeq names its product Autophagy-related protein 22-1. The transcript has a single exon. The record is from RefSeq and is a predicted model, not a curated record. Bases 1 to 1731 code for a protein of 576 amino acids. Lineage: Eukaryota; Fungi; Ascomycota; Eurotiomycetes; Chaetothyriales; Cyphellophoraceae. Gene Ontology annotation, biological process: amino acid transmembrane export from vacuole.
AUGGCAGAGUCUGGAGACUCUCCCACUUACGAAGGCGAAGACCGCCGACCAGCAAGCCAGAAAGAACUGUGGGGAUGGUACAGCUAUGGCUGGGCCGCAGAGACCUUCCCGAUCGUCUGCAUGGCAUCGUUCCUGCCCAUCACACUAGAACAGCUCGCAAGAGAGAAUGGUGUGCUACUGUCAGACCGGACCACACCCUGCACAGCGUCCUGGAAGUCAGACGAAAUCUCAAUGAGCAGCAAACACAAAGAGUUACCCGCGUGCGUGGUAAACAUACUGGGCGUUGAGGUCAACACCGCGUCUUUCGCUAUGUAUACGUUCUCGCUCUCUGUUCUGGUCCAGGCGCUCCUCAUCAUCUCCAUGUCAGGUGCAGCAGACCACGGUCGGUUCCGCAAAACCUUCCUUCUAGCGUUCGCAUUUGCAGGCGGGCUUUCAAUGAUGCUCUUCAUCUUUGCUGUGCCUAAGGUCUACAUGUUCGGCGCGCUUCUCGCCAUUAUCGGUAACACUUGUUUUGGGGCGUCGUUCGUUCUCUUGAACUCUUUCUUACCCCUACUAGUUCGACAUCAUCCUUCCCUGGUGAAGGGUUCCGAUGGACUGGACGACGUGUCAAACGGGCAUGCGAAUGGAAACGCAUCAACCUCUGCUGACGCUACGACACCUCUACUACCUGCAGACCGACCCGAUGCCACACAAACUCCAAAGACCAUUCCAGCUGCUGUCUCUCCGGAACUCAGGCUGUCUACACAGUUCUCUUCCUAUGGCAUUGGAAUAGGAUAUAUUGCUGGACUCCUCGUACAAGCCUCAGGCAUCGUCAUCGUGGUUGCAUUGGGUUCAAGCACUUUCUCACUGCGCCUGGUACUGUUUGUUGCUGGCUUGUGGUGGUUCUGCUUCUCCGUCCCGCCUGCUCUUUGGCUGCGGCCACGACCGGGGCCACCACUACCAGCCGAAUUUAUGGGUCGUAAUGCCUGGAUAAGCUACGUCACGUACGCAUGGAAGUCGCUCUUCAAGACAAUUGGACGUGCUCGGAGACUCAAAGACCUUGUCAUUUUCCUCGGUGCAUGGUUCCUACUUUCGGAUGGAAUUGCAACUGUUAGCGGCACUGCUGUACUGUUCGCUAAGACCUCUCUGGGCAUGUCCGCAGCUUCCCUGGCGCUGAUUAACGUGAUUGGCACAUUAGCAGGCAUCAUCGGCGCGUUCUCGUGGAGUUACGUCUCAAGAGCUCUGAAUCUCAAAGCCAGCCAGACGAUCGUAGCAUGUGUCUGCUUGUUUGAGCUGAUUCCGCUGUAUGGCAUGCUUGGCUUCAUACCCGCUGUCAAGCGAUGGGGCGUCAUCGGUCUUCAGCAGCCGUGGGAGAUGUAUCCAUUGGGGGCGAUCUACGGACUUGUGCUUGGAGGACUGUCAAGCUAUUGCAGGUCAUUCUUCGGCGAGCUGAUCCCGCCUGGAUUUGAAGCUGCCUUCUAUGCUCUCUACGCUAUCACCGACAAGGGAAGCUCCGUCUUUGGACCAGCGAUUGUUGGCGCGAUUACAGACCGGUAUGGCUCGAUACGACCUGCGUUCGUGUUCCUGGCGUGGCUGAUUGCACUGCCGUUGCCACUCAUGCUGCUGGUUGACGUUGAUCGGGGCAAAGCUGAAGCUGCACUCUUAGCUGCAGAGCUUGAGGGGAAGGCGAAGGACGGAGAUCCAGAAGAGCGGACAAUCCGUUUGUUGGACGAUGAGGACGAGCAGCGGUAA